AUGCAGCAUCCACGGCGAAAGGCCCUGCCGGAAACGUCGCCGGGUUCUGCGACUGAGGUGCCUGACGUCACUGGCCGCGUGCGCCGACAGCGAGAAGAGGAUCCGCACUGCGGCCGUCAGGCCAAUUUCAAGCCCGCCCAGCGCCCAGACCGGCAUGUUCUGCGGCUGUUGGUCCUGCCGUCGACUGGGCUCGCUUACGGUCUCGCUGGACACGGACAAGAUACUGCGUAA
Molecule: messenger RNA, 231 nt
Organism: Sporothrix schenckii 1099-18
Lineage: Eukaryota; Fungi; Ascomycota; Sordariomycetes; Ophiostomatales; Ophiostomataceae
Exons: 1
Coding region: 1-231 (76 amino acids)
Source: RefSeq, a predicted model, not a curated record